This is a messenger RNA of Olea europaea var. sylvestris, 1097 nucleotides long. RefSeq lists its product as uncharacterized. The record is from RefSeq and is a predicted model, not a curated record. NCBI's taxonomy places the organism in Eukaryota, Viridiplantae, Streptophyta, Magnoliopsida, Lamiales, Oleaceae. Bases 190 to 828 code for a protein of 212 amino acids. The transcript has 4 exons.
UUCGAUUGUGGAGUUUCCGAGUCAGUUAGAUAAGCACAAACCAUUCCUCCACUGACCCACUGCAAUACUAUACUAUACUAUACUAUACUAAAGAAACUUCCUCUUAUUUCCUCUCAAUCUUCUUCUCUUCUCUAUUUUCCGUGCCUGUUUAAUUUCCCAAAAGUCGAAGCCCAUCAGUUCCAAAAAAUCAUGGGUGAAUUUGGAGGUGAAUAUGAAGAUGAUUAUAGCAAGUGGCCGGGGUGGCUCCGUCCACUUCUGCAGACGAGUUUCUUUCGUCAAUGCAAGGUUCAUGCCAGUGCUCACAGGAGCGAAUGUAAUAUGUUUUGUUUGGACUGUAAGAACGGAGCACUCUGUUCCCUCUGCCUCAAUUUCCACGAAGACCAUCGAGCUAUUCAGAUUAGGAGGUCAUCGUACCAUGAUGUGAUAAGGGUUUCUGAGAUUCAAAAGUAUUUGGACAUAACAGGGGUUCAGACCUACAUUAUCAACAGUGCCAAAAUCGUUUUUCUGAACGAACGCCCUCAGCCACGGCCUGGUAAAGGCGUCACCAAUACUUGCCGAGUCUGUGAACGCGGCCUCCUCGAUUCCUUUUCUUUCUGCUCCCUUGGCUGCAAGGUUGCGGGGACAUCGAAUAAGUUUGAAAAGAAGAAGAAAAUGUGGGAGUGGGAGGAAUCCAUAGACGGUGGUGGUACAAAAAGGCACAAUAAACAGAUGAAGAACAAAAUACAGAGUUUUAGUCCAUCAACGCCCCCUCAGAGUUGGUCAAGUGGAAAAAGGAGGAAGGGAAUUCCUCACAGAGCUCCAACCGGAGGAAUUAUUAUAGAAUACUAAUAAUGGGUGCUGAGCUUUGUCAAUGGAAGCCGGUGCCGGAAUUUCUUUCAAUCUCAAGAGGUCAAAGCUAGCGUUCUGUAUAUUAAUUAAUACUUAUGUGUAUAACAGAGGUAUGGUAUGGGAAAUACAUAAAUAAAUAAAGUUAGAAACGAAUAUGUAAAUAUAUACAUACUAGUGUGGUUUUCAUAAAUAAAAUUACUAGGGUUUGCACUUCUGAAUAUGAUACUUUGAGGACCAGUUUGGACAUUAUGAAAGUGAAUGGUUGAUUA